AUGCCUCCGGGUGGCCGGACCUACCCUUGCUUGUCUCGUAGGGAGGUCGAGAAUCUUAUUGCAAAAGGCCACAAAAUUGUCAUUUUCAACCAACAUGUGCUAAAGGUUGAUCCAUGGCUACCUUACCACCCAGGUGGCGAGAAGGCUUUGCUGCACAUGGUGGGCAAGGACGCUACAGAUGAAAUCCAAGCACUUCAUUCUACCGAUGCCCAAGAGCAAAUGUUACGGUAUCGAGUUGGCAAGAUUGACGGUGUUUGGGCCAACUUCACACCGCCAAUUCAAGGCGGGUUCUUUCGUCCACUGUUGAAUGCGGAUAAUCUUGAUUGCAAGGAUCCGUAUGUCCCAAAAGACUUAACUUCAAGCGCUUCCAGCUCUAGAUCGCCGUCGCCAGUGUUUGAUGAUGAGGCUGAAAGAGUGAGAAGACGCAGGUUGGCCAAGGACCAUCCUCCAAGAACUGCAUCAAUAUCCUCGCAAUCCAGUAUGGAACCUGAUACAACCGGAAUGUCCUACCUGGAUGCUCUCACAAGAGAGGAGAUCAGUCUCGACAUCGACAGGUACCCUGAGGUUGAUUUGGCCACGCAGCAAGAAAUAGCGGCAAAAUUCAGAGACUUGAAUAGGCGCAUUAUUGACCAGGGCCUUUACGAAUGCAGUCGGACUGCUUAUGUUUAUGAAUGCUGCCGAUAUUUCGGGUUAUUUGCCGCCAUGUUCAUUUCUCUCAUGUAUGGCCAAUAUGCGUUGGGUGCAUUCUGCUUGGGCCUUGCAUGGCAUCAACUUGUCUUCCUUGCUCAUGACGCCGGGCAUUUGGCAAUCACCCACGAUUACCAAAUCGACACUCUUAUUGGUAUAUUCGUUGCCGAUUUUAUCGGUGGCUUGUCACUUGGUUGGUGGAAGAGGAACCACAAUGUUCAUCACAUUGUCACUAAUGCGCCGGAACACGAUCCUGAUAUUGAACAUAUGCCCCUCUUCGCCGUCACACAUCGGCUACUGGAAAGCUUACGGUCGUCAUACUACGAUCGGGUUAUGGAAUAUGAUGCAGUUGCCAAGGCUUUGUUGAAGAUUCAGGCUUGGACGUACUACCCUCUUCUUGCACUUGGACGAUUCAACCUCUACCGUUUGUCGUGGGAUUAUAUCAUUGCUCGUCGAGGCCCAAGACGUGGCCCUGGAGCUUGGCACUGGUACCUAGAAAUUUGUGGACAGUUGUUCUUCUGGGCGUGGUUUGGCUAUGGCAUUUUGUAUAAGAUGCUACCUGAUGGCUGGACACGCUUCAUGUUCGUCAUGGUGAGCCAUGUCACCUCAUCGCCGCUCCAUGUGCAAAUUGUGCUCUCCCAUUUUGCCAUGAGCACCUGCGACCUCGGCCCGCAAGAAUCCUUUGCUCAGCGAAUGCUCCGAACCACGAUGGACGUAGAGUGCCCGCCAUGGCUUGAUUUCAUACAUGGAGGACUGCAGUUUCAAGCCAUCCAUCACCUCUUUCCACGCAUGCCGAGGCACAAUCUUCGCAAAACCCAACGGCUGGUAGUAGAGUUUUGUCAAGAGGUGGGCAUUCCCUACGCGCUUUAUGGGUUUGCAGAUGCAAACAAGGCCGUUAUUGGUCGUCUGGCAGAAGUCUCCAGACAGGCUGCCAUUCUUGCAAAAUGCCAACAGACGGUUGCUCGAAAUGGCGGAGUCUUUGGACACCAUCACUAA
Messenger RNA from Pochonia chlamydosporia 170, 1683 nucleotides. Its product is annotated as fatty acid desaturase. Gene Ontology annotation, biological process: lipid metabolic process. The transcript has 2 exons. NCBI's taxonomy places the organism in Eukaryota, Fungi, Ascomycota, Sordariomycetes, Hypocreales, Clavicipitaceae. The record is from RefSeq and is a predicted model, not a curated record. Gene Ontology annotation, molecular function: oxidoreductase activity, acting on paired donors, with oxidation of a pair of donors resulting in the reduction of molecular oxygen to two molecules of water. Gene Ontology annotation, cellular component: membrane. Bases 1 to 1683 code for a protein of 560 amino acids.